GAAAAUUAUCUAACCGCCACUCGCCGACCUUGAUUUUUUGUUUCCGUAAACCUAACCUAACUUUUGCACAAAAAACCGUUAAAACGGGCUAAAACCAUGCAAGAAAUCGCGUUGGGGUACCGGGAGGUGAUCCCCGACCAGACGGUGUCCGAUCCCUGGCGCGAAAUCACCCUCAACACGGGGGGGACACAAGGGACGCUUCAAGAUAUCAAAGUCGCGGAAAGGGCCAACGGGUUUUGUUACCGCGACUCGACCAGACACCACACCAGGAAUCGGUUUAUCUACUGGAGGAUUAGCCACGAUGUCCUGGAGCUCGUGGAGCACAGUCUCGAUAUAAAUCUCGCCGGAAAUCGCAUCAGAUACAAAUUUGUGGACACCCCGAUUUUGGACGGGGUUUCCAUCCAUGAGACGUACGAUAAUGUGGUGGUUCUGGUGCCCACGGUGUGCAGCGUCCAUAGGUUGGUGUUUCCGCAUCCGGAUAAGUACCACCGGCAGGACCAUGUCGCGGGGGUUCACCCAGAUCUGGCGGCGCCGUCGGUGUUCAGCGAAGCUACGGCCAACGAGGCGAGGGAUCCCGCCACAUUCCACUUUUUCACCAAUUCGAGUUCUCAGCUGCCAUAUCUGGCCGCCUCUUCCCUGACCCUCGCUGAGGAGGAAGCAAUUUUCGUGUUGGCCUACCACUCCGGCGAGAUCCUCCUUCUGAGACAGUCCCCCGAGGGCAAAAUCGACUCAGCUGAGCUAAAAAGCGAGUCAAUCGUGCCCCGCUUUCUCUCAGGUCUCGCCGACAAGCUGCGCCAAAAAGACAAAGAAGGCGACACUACCGUCAGCCUCAUUUUACAUACUUUCGGUCUUGAAACUUUCGCUUUGACACUUUGCCGCAACGGUCAUUUGAAAUUCUGGUCGUGCUCAAAGGCCGAAUGUGUCUCAGUGAUCGACGUCAUGGCCGAAACCGGCGCCAGAAACCAGCUGCAAGGCGCUCAGAACCACAUCCUGCGGAAAGCCGUCGAUGGGUUUGAUUCUGAGUGUCUGUUGGGUAUUUUCAUGAGUUUCGCAGCCAAGAGUCAGUUGCAUGUGUUCAAGCCGAUGCUCAGUGGCUCGCAGGUUCGGCUAGUGAGGCUUAAUAUACUUGAUUUGGCUCAGACCGAUUUGAUCGAUUUUACGAUCUCGACAAGUCGGAUUUGGUCGGUUUGGCGCGGAAAAGAGGGCCAAUGUGAGGUGUAUUCGGCCUCGAACCAGGCGGGGAGUCACUGGAUUCCCGUGGUUCUGGAAAAUGUGCCAGACGCCAGCCAACCGUUGAGCAUCGACGGGGAGACGGAUCCCAGGCAGAGCUACCUCCAGCACAUCUUCCACCCGGGCAGGUUCCCCUUGCAUAUAAUCAGCAAGGCUUUGAACAUUUACAAACGCUCGGCCGUCAUCAGCGACUUGAACCUCUCGGCGGCCCAUCUCAAGCAGCAGAUCUGCAUGGCCGUCGAAGACGAGGUCCAAAACGAGCUGAAGGAAACCGUCGUCAGCGACGAAGAUUAUCUCGAAACCGCCAGCUACUGCUGGCAACAAUUCUACUCCUGUUGCGUCCAAUACCACGUCGCUGGACUUAAACCUUUAGGCCUCCUUGUUCUUCCAAACUCCUCCGGGGCCGUACUUUUGAAAAAAUCCAUGAUUUCGUUUUUGCGACCUCUCGAUAUUUUUGAACAUUUCAUCUACGAAAGCGACCACAUGUUUAGGGACCAAUUCACCAAAUAUUUCCUCUUGUCUGAGAAUGUUGAUAUCACAGACGACGUGAUCAGUUUGUUCAAGGUCAUUAAUUAUUUGGAUUCGCAGAUGAGUGAGAUUUUCGCGUACACGUUCGAACGAGAGUUGGCACUGCUGAAGUCGCCUGAUGUCGUCAUGGGGGCUCUCCUUGAGCAGAUCCAGCGCGAGAUGGACACCGAGUUCACCGAGCACGUGGCCGAGAUGGUGCGCGAUUGCACCGAUUUGUACCAAUCCAUCCACAAAAUCCUCGAAUUGCUCCGAAUCGAGUACCAAAUCCAGCCAGAGGAGCCCAUCGACAGCGUUCAAGCCUCAAUAAACCACAUUUUCACCUCGCAGUUGGGUGUUUCGAUGGUUACAGGAUGUCUCCGACAGCAGAUCCAAGUCCGGUUCACUAUCUGUCGCAGUCUUUUGCUUAUUAGUAACAUUUUGCUCGAGCGAGGCGAACUCGAUUGGAACGUUUUAGAGGCGAUUAGGUCGGUUUGUAGUCCCGAGAUCGUGGUUUUGACUCAGGCCAAUUUCGUGAUGGUUUGGCUGUCGGGUUUGUCCGCUUUGCAGUAUUUGCCAACCGAGUCGACGUUGCAGAGACUGUCGUCGUUGAGGUUGAGUCCUGUUUUUAAUCUCAGGACGAAUGCGAUUAGCUCGAUUUCGUUGUUGGAGCUUUUUGCGGGGAGUACAGGGGGGUAUGAGGCACGGAAGGCCUUUGCGAGGUUGAGGCACGAUGAGGAGAGUCUGGCGCAUUGGCAUUUGGCGCUUUUGCCGUAUCUUAAUUGCCUCUUCCACAUCAUUUGGCCGAUCAGUGGCAGCCCGAUUUUGGCCGAAUGGCUGCUCAGUUGUGGCCAACACUUAUGGCUGCAGCAGUACAUCCGCUACAUAAGCUCGUGGUGCGAAUGGAAUAGUUGCACACAUAGCUUCCUUCUCGCCGCGUCUUUACUAACCACUGGUGAACCGUACAAAGCGCAAGAACUGUUCGAAAAUGCGGCCAAGGGUAUUUUCACGGACCAAUUUUUGGCCCAACGCAUCCUAACCCCUGACCACAACCAAACCAAAGCCUACAUUAACUACUACUUGAAAGUGAUUCAUUUGUUCGAAUUGCACAAAUCGUACGAUUGUGCGAUCGCUUUGGCCAAUAAGGCGCUCAGUGUCACCUCACCGGACGACCCUUUGACCGCCACUUUGUACUCCAUCAAAUUCAAGCACCAUUUGGCUCUGAAAAACUACCAAAGUGCGUAUGACUCGCUCAAUGCCAACCCGGAUUCCGACAGACGCAAGGACAAUUUGCGCGACUUGGUGAAAAAAUUGCUGGAUGAGAAGAAGUUGGACGUUUUGAUGGGUUUCACGUACAGCGGGAUGGAGGAGCUAUUUUGUGAUAUUGUCUCGACGAGGGCGCGCGCUGCCGACCCCUCGAAUAAUAUUUACUACGAUUUUUUGUACGCUUAUCAAAUUAAAAGAGGGACCACUUUUUUGCGGGCCGCCGCCUCUGUGAUGUAUGAACAAGCCUUCCGACUCAGCCAAUACAGUGAUCCUGACUCGUUGGAAAAACAAGUCAAGUGUUACCUUGCUGCGAAAAACGCCCUAGCCUUGUGUGAGCCUCAAUACGCUUACAUCGUAAUGCCCGUGGAACAAAUCGAGGAUAAAACCAUCACUUUACCCACUUUUGCCGGCUCGGAUGACGAGCCUGAAGAAAUCAUAGUACGCAAACAAGUGAACAUCAUCAACCUUGAAAUAAUGUCCAAGGACUUGGCGUUCGCCAGCGCCAAGCUCAAGUUAAUUCGCUUCAACCCGCGCAACUACUUCGAAAUAACAAAUCCGCACGAAUUGGUGAUUUUGUUGACUAGUGCCGGUUUGUUUAAGACGGCGUUGACAAUUUCGAGGACUUUUGACGUUUCUUACAGGAUAGUGUUUGAGGCACUUACGAAAAAAUGCGCGUCGUUGUCCAAACAGAACGAACCGGUGACUUGGAAGUGGCUGAUUGAGAACAAUUUGCAAGAUUUGCCAGUUGGGACGAAAAGUGCGUCGGAGGCGGCGUGGAGCCUCCUGCAGGAGUGUGUGGAGGAGUACGAGGAGGAGAAAAUGUCCGUUAUUCAUAAAAUCGUGUGUAAGCAGGUUAUUAAGAUGAAUCUGUGGAUACCGCAGUGGCUGCUGUCGUCCUAUAAGAAGCGCAACCCCUCCGAGCUCUUCCGCCUCUUGUACACGUCUGGCCGGCUGGAGGAAGCCGCCGAAAUCGCCUCCGAGUACAUGAUGGCGGCCUUGGGCUACGGUAAGGAAUACUACGGUUUCGCACACGCCAUGCAACCCACAACACCAGCCGUCUGUCUCCCCGUUCGCGGUUUCAUAACUCUUAUCAACCAACUGAAGCUGAUCAACUCAAACGACCCGGAAAAACCCUUCCUCCGGGAAUGCGAACACUUAUCAAACGUCCUCGAUACGUACCUCAAAACGGCACAAAGAACCUCGAUCGAGAUGUGCAACUACCACUUAAGCCUGGCGAUGAAUUAAUAAAGUGAUUGUUUCGUAAAAAA
Tribolium castaneum (red flour beetle) is the source of this 4268-nucleotide messenger RNA. It is a transcript of the gene Nup160, whose product is annotated as Nucleoporin 160kD. The record is from RefSeq and is a predicted model, not a curated record. Bases 97 to 4245 code for a protein of 1382 amino acids. Gene Ontology annotation, molecular function: structural constituent of nuclear pore. The transcript is spliced from 17 exons. Gene Ontology annotation, cellular component: nuclear pore. NCBI's taxonomy places the organism in Eukaryota, Metazoa, Arthropoda, Insecta, Coleoptera, Tenebrionidae.